AUGUCUGUCAACGGUGCAACCGGUAAGGCUCCAGCUUUAGACCCUGAGCCGGCCACCGUCCCCCAUCGCGCGGCGCACGGCCUGGUCAAGGUGCAACCUGCUCGUUUGUCUGAUCUGCAACCCAAGUAUGCUGCGGUAAUCCAACAUGAUGUUGAAAACCCCGAUGCGCAUGGAUGGUACUCCCAAAUGAUUCACAACCUGGGCUCAUGUAUCGGCUUCUGUGGUGCUAUUCCCUGCUGCAUCUGCUGCCCAAACCCCUUCAAGCCUGUCGACCAGGGUCAGGUCGGUCUGGUCUCGCGAUUUGGACGCUUCGAGCGUUCCGUCGAUCCUGGCCUGGUAAAGGUCAACCCCCUUAGCGAGCACCUGACUACCGUCGACGUGAAGAUCCAGAUCGUCGAAGUUCCCCGCCAGGUCUGUAUGACCAAAGAUAAUGUCACUCUCAACCUCACCUCCGUCAUCUACUACCAAGUCACCUCUCCACAUAUCGCUGCCUUCGGAAUCUCCAACGUCAAGCAGGCCCUCAUCGAGCGCACCCAGACUACCCUGCGCCAUGUGAUCGGAGCCCGCGUCCUGCAGGACGUCAUCGAACGCCGCGAAGAGAUCGCCCAGUCCACAUCGGAGAUCAUUGAGGAGGUGGCAUCAGGCUGGGGUGUGCAGGUCGAGUCGAUGCUUAUCAAGGAUAUCAUCUUCAGCAAUGAUCUGCAGGAUUCGCUUUCCAUGGCGGCUCAGUCUAAACGGAUCGGUGAGAGCAAGGUUAUCGCCGCUCGUGCCGAGGUCGAGUCUGCCAAGUUGAUGCGCCAGGCUGCUGAUAUUCUGUCGUCUGCUCCUGCGAUGCAAAUUCGUUACUUGGAGGCUAUGCAGGCUAUGGCUAAGAGUGCUAACAGCAAGGUCAUCUUCUUGCCGGCCAUGAACCAGACCAUGAGUCAGCAGUUGGUCGAGAAUGCGGGCGAGGGUCCAAGCAGUCAGAUCGAUGAUGGAUUCCAGCAGGCUAUGAAUGCUCGCGUUGUUGAGAACAUCUAG
Messenger RNA from Penicillium odoratum, 1020 nucleotides. RefSeq names its product slipin family protein. Lineage: Eukaryota; Fungi; Ascomycota; Eurotiomycetes; Eurotiales; Aspergillaceae. Gene Ontology annotation, cellular component: plasma membrane. The record is from RefSeq and is a predicted model, not a curated record. The transcript has 3 exons. The coding region runs from base 1 to 1020 and encodes 339 amino acids.